Messenger RNA from Linum trigynum, 3400 nucleotides. NCBI's taxonomy places the organism in Eukaryota, Viridiplantae, Streptophyta, Magnoliopsida, Malpighiales, Linaceae. The record is from the annotation of a GenBank genome assembly.
AAAUGUUUAAAAUUCCCCUUUUUUUUUUAAAUGUAUUCUAGGUAGUCUCUGCACAAUUUCCCAUCCCCAAAAUUGCUUUGCUUUACCGUUAGCUAGCUAGCUAGCGAGCAGGACUAGAAGUAGGAGCUCCUUUACCCCAAACGACGCAGCCGUGGCAUCCUAUCCUACGCACCCAGCGCACGAUAAUAUAAAAUUGCGCUGCCCAUCACCGCCACUUCCGCCUGCGCUUCCAUCACCACCACCACUUUCUGCCGCCGCGAUGGAGGCUCCGUCUACUCCUUCCAAAUCCAGAAACCCUAAUAAAUUCCAAAGCUCCUCCUCCUCCUCCAGCCAUCACCACUCCGCAAUGGCGCGAAAAUCCUCCCUCGUCAAACAAACCAUCGUCUGCUCCGCCUGCUUCGUCCUCGUCCUCUACGCCUUCUUCAACACUUUCCUCCACCCCACCGACUCCCCUCCUUCUCCCCUCUUCCCCGACGGCGUCGUCCGCGAUGACGUCUUCGUCGGCUCCACUGCUGCGAGCAAGGUCAAGGUUUUCAUGUACGAUCUCCCCAGGCAAUUCACCGUCGGCAUCAUCGAGGGCCACGCUAGGGCUCGCGGCUCCUCCGAUUUCUCCAAGUCGAGGUACCCGGGACACCAGCACAUGGGGGAAUGGUACCUGUUCGCCGAUCUGAAUCGGACCGAGGAGGAGCGGGUCGGAUCGCCCGUCGUCAGGGUCUACGAUCCGGAGGAGGCCGACCUGUUUUUCGUCCCGGUGUUCUCUUCUCUCAGCUUGAUCGUGAACACGAAUCGGCCCGGGGCGGAUCAGGCCUACAGCGACGAGAAGAUGCAGGACGAGCUGGUGCAGUGGCUGGAGCAGCAGGUGUACUGGCGCCGGAACAGCGGUAGGGAUCACGUGAUCGCCGCCGGAGAUCCCAAUGCGCUCUACCGAGUGAUGGACCAGGUGAAGAACUCGGUGCUCUUGCUGUCCGAUUUCGGCCGCGUGAGGCCCGAUCAAGGAUCGCUGAUCAAGGACCUGAUUAUACCGUACGCUCACCGGAUCAACUCUUAUACCGGCGAAUUGGGAGUGGAGAAGCGGAACACACUGCUCUUCUUCAUGGGCAAUCGGUACCGGAAAGAUGGAGGCAAAAUUCGGGACUUGCUAUUCCAAAUGCUGGAAACCGAGGACGAUGUGAUCAUAAAACACGGGACGCAGUCGAGGGAGAAUCGCCGGGCGGCCACUCGCGGGAUGCAUACUUCAAAAUUCUGUUUGAAUCCGGCCGGGGACACUCCGUCGGCUUGCAGGCUGUUCGAUGCGAUUGUUAGCUUGUGUGUUCCUGUGAUCGUGAGUGACAGCAUUGAGUUGCCUUUUGAAGAUGUGAUAGACUAUAAAAAGAUUGCAAUCUUCGUGGGCACAAAAGCUUCUCUGAGACCUGGCUACUUGGCUAGUUUGCUGAGAGGAGUAAGCACAGAGAGAAUUCUGGAGUUCCAGAAAGAGCUGAAGCAGGUAAGCCACUAUUUCGAGUAUGGGGAACCAAACGGAGCAGUGAAUGAGAUAUGGCGUCAAGUUUCGCAGAAGCUACCACUGAUAAAGCUGAUGAUAAAUCGUGAUAAAAGGCUCAUAAAGAGGGACUUGAGUGAGCCAGAUUGUUCUUGCCUGUGUACAAACAAGACUGGCUUCGUAACCUCCAUAUGAUGAUGAGUAGGAUUUUGUCUUUCCGUGUCUGCGAGCUAGUGGUACACAACGAUCCCCGAGAGACUCUUUUAGGCACAUCCUGAAUCGAAAUCCUGGCAAUGAGAAGAUGAAUGGACGAUGAUGGUGGGCUGCUGCAGAAUGAGUUCAGUUUGUGCCCUAUACUUUCGGGUCUUGCCUGCUCCUUCAACAGGGAAGGUUACCAGCGAGAGAUGAUUUUGUCAAAGGCUUACUUUCGACAGCAAGCAUAGUUGUAUAUUUAUUUUCUCCCUCUAUUUACCUUGUAUCCUCACAAAGAAAUGCGAUUCAUUAAUUUUAUACAUCUAGGCAAAUGAUAAGUUGAUCACAAUGUUCUAAUUAAAAGAGUUUCCCUCAUCAAAAUCAUGGGUUACGUAUUUUCAAAUUCUUCUGUUAGGAACCUUUGGUUCGUCCAUUCCUUCACAGGUUCACUGUGUCUAAUGUGCAAAGGACAAGACCUAUCAUCUUUUUCAACUUGUAUUGACCCUCAGAGAGUUCUAACUCGCUCACGAUAGGCCAUCCUUAAGUUCUGAACAUUUCAAAUCUCAAUUUCAGCGACACAGUGGAACCGUGAAGUUGAGUACAGGUUGAUUCCAUGGAUUUCGCCUGUUUGAUUGGCCAAUCUUCUUUAGUCAUGCUACUACUAAUGGAAACAAUAGAAAGAGGCUGAAAUGAGGGAUGGAAUUUGCUCCGAUCGCCAUGAGCGGAAACCUGCACGCUGAAGUUUCCAGCUGCGGUGUAGUAGACGUUGCAGCAGGCGCAACAAUGGUGAGAAAUUCGCUUGACCUGGACAUGCAGGUGGAGAUGAUAGAUUGACCUGGAUUAGCAACCCACAGAGAUCAUCACUGGCAGUAGGAAACAAUGGAUGAAGGAGCACUUACUGCAGACCAAAAGAUGAAAGAUUGCUGCUUACAGGCAAGGCAGUAGGACCACUGUUGAUAUCCCACCCGAAACCCAUCAACUAGGCCCUUCCUUCUCUGCAACUAUUUUGGCAGCAUAGAGAAGUUGGCCUAGGAUUUCUCCAUGCCUGGCAUGAAAGCAUGCGAAAGGCAGAGUGCGUUUUGGCAUCCGAUGAAGGAUGGGAACAAUUAAAACGAGAGCAAAAGGAGUAAAUGCAUAGUGACAUUGUGAAAGAGUGAUUUGCCUAAUAAGACGCACAUCAGCCAGAAAGUGACUUCCUUCAAGACAAUGCUGCAAAACAUGUAACCUCCAGUUCAUCUCAAGCAUGUAAAUGCUUGCUAUCAAUGAAAGGAAAAAAUGUUCGGUAGAGCUGCAACUACACAAAAGCAAUUGACUUGUAUGUGCUUUGUUUUUAGGGUGCAUCUAUAUCUAUCUAUCUAUAUCUAUACUAUAUAUUAUGGCAAUUCAAAAGUAACUUCUUGUCACAUAAGCAUUUGGAGAAUUCACAAGUUGCCAAGGUGGACACCUUUUUUUGCAAACAAAAAAUUCAUUAUUGAUCUAUUUAUGGAGCUAUCUCUCUCUUCUUUUAAUAUUUCUACUCAUUUUUACUAAAAAUUAAUAAUAAAUGACCUUUUUUAUGAAAAUGUAAACAAACACACAAAAGUAUAAUAUUUUUGUCAAUUAAAAAAAAUAAAUAUGGAAAUAGAGUGUGACUGUAUUGAAUUUGAUUAAAUAAAAAGUAUAUGAUUAAAUCUUAUCAAGUAAAUUUUCUUACUCAUUUUCACCAAAACUUAAUAAUAAGUUACAUUUUGA